Molecule: messenger RNA, 735 nt
Organism: Darwinula stevensoni
Lineage: Eukaryota; Metazoa; Arthropoda; Ostracoda; Podocopida; Darwinulidae
Source: the annotation of a GenBank genome assembly
AUGGUGACAGAGAGUGUGUUUCUAUAUAUCAUGGCAAAGAAUGUCCCCAAUGUGACCACUUUCCGAGAGAACACCAUAAAGCUUCUUGCUGUUCAUCCAGAUGGAAUUCCUAUGAUUGACUUUCUAGAUCUAUAUAGGGAGAAGGAGGUGAGAUUUCCUAAUGUUGGUCCUCCAGUUCCAAUGGAAGCAAUUGGCCCAGAGGAGAAGUAUGAGCGGCAGACUUUCAAUGUGAAGUUUGGCGAAUACUUUGGGGCACAUAUUGGAGAGAUAUACUCCCCAGACAGAUUCUAUUUCCAAUUCCAGAAUUUCCACAUAGAAGAGCUGGACAGGGUCACUGAUCUGAUGGAUGUAACGUAUGGAAGUGGAGCUGGCACAAAGUACAAGAUUCCUGAGCAGUACAUACAGCCAGAACAAGUUGUUGCUGCUGUGUAUUACCCUGAGAAGACAUGGCAUCGGGGAAUCAUUCGUAGAGUCCGUGAAGAUGGUGCUGUGGAUGUGCUUUUUGUGGAUUAUGGUGCAACUGUCAAGAUAAACAGGACUGACUUGAGAUGGCUCUUGAGGAGGUUUAUGAAGAUCCCCGCUCAAGCAUUCAGGGCAAGGUUGGCACACAUCUGCCCUCCUGAUGGUGCAUCAAAGUGGCCCAAAGAGUCCUCAGAGCGAUUCCUCACCUUGGUCAAGGGCAAAGUGUUGUGUGCCCAGCUUGUGAAAAAUACCAGCUCUGUGAGUAUCCAAUGA